CACACCCAACUGUGUGUAGCACCUGUCGCAAGGUGCCGCGAGUGUUGUCGACGUCGUUAGUCGGGGGAAAAAAAGUGAAAAGUGCCUUAGAAUGAUAUUUAAGCAGUGGCCCUGGCAGGCCCUUAUCAGCCUGCUCUGCGUGUUGUUCCUCGCCAGCAGUUGUGGGGCGGCCACCGAGCAGCUAAGCAGCCCAUCCCAGCCCAGUCCCAGCCCAUCCCAAAGCGCCGGGGCACGGACCCUUCUCCGGGUCUACGACGAGUGCACCCGCGCCGAGGCCGGAUUUGUGCCAUGUCUGAAAAAGAAGGCCAUAUCAUUCAUCGACCGCCUGGCCCCCAUCGACGCCAUCAACGUGGCCGAUGGCAUCAAGCUGGUGCGCCUGGAAACAGCUCCACGUCCUCCGGCCGCAAGCGAGAACGAGCUGGAGUCCUCGUUGCCGCGAUCCGGAAGCGAUCGGGAUGCCAAGCUCACCAACAUGCUGAUUGAGCGGCUCAGCUACUUCUUCAACGGGCAUUCCCUGCAGGUCAGCUUCCCCAAGCUCACAUCCGAUGAGAUUGGACGCGGACUAGAGGAAGGUCGUGGUAAAAUGAAGAAGAUGAUGGGCAUGAUGAUGAUGGGCAUGGCCAUGAAGAUGAUGGGCAUGAUUCCGAUUGCCAUGGGAGCGCUCUACAUACUGGCAGGCAAGGCACUGAUCAUCUCGAAGAUCGCCCUGCUCCUAGCGGGCAUAAUGGGGCUGAAGAAGCUGAUGUCCGGCAAGUCGUCAGGCGGCAGUUCCGGCUGGUCCUCCGGAGGCGGCGGCGGAGGCGGCGGUGGUUGGUCCUCCGGAGGCGGUGGCGGUGGAGGCGGUGGCUGGGACCGUCGAUCCCUGACCGAGGCUCAGGAGCUGGCCUACCGAGCCCACCACCAGGAGCAGGCGGGCCACGCCCAGAGCCACCCGCAGCUGCAGCAUCUGCAUCCGAAGGUAGCGGUGCCGCAAGUGAGCAAGUCGUAGGACGGAAAUCAAGAGAUACUGAAGGGCAGGAGGAGGAGUGACCCCAAGUGUUAGAUAGCUGCAUUUAUCUUGUGGAUAAAUCACGGACGGCGGACGGAUUGUAAUUAGAUACACACUCUUUUUGCACUUGCACUGCGGGGCAGAAAUGAUGACUUGAUGCACUUCCAACGGUUUACCGAUGCACUGUGGCACCUAUGGGUACAUCGAUUAAAAUGUACCCAGAACGUGCGUUCCCACUGGGCACUGCGGACUUUUUAUAAUGAUUAGUAUUUGCUUUAAUCGAUUACGUUUUGUUCUAUGUAUCGCUCUGUCCUGCUUUGUUCUUCCAGCCGCGUUUACUGUUGCUGAACCCGGCCUCUAUAUCUUUUUUAACCUGUAUCUAUGUAUCUGUGUAUCUGUGUAUCUGUAACUCACUGUGCAUCAAUUCCUAUGGCUAACUGCACUUGCAAUUUUCAAUUACCUGUCGUACUUCCGCUUCUGUAGCCCGUUUCCAAGUCCAACUCACACCACUGUCGCACUUUGAUUAACUCAAGCCUGUCUAGCUGUACGUAGCCACUAAGUAUAAUAAUUUAUUUAACUUUAUUAUUUA
Drosophila santomea is the source of this 1577-nucleotide messenger RNA. RefSeq lists its product as uncharacterized. The transcript is spliced from 2 exons. NCBI's taxonomy places the organism in Eukaryota, Metazoa, Arthropoda, Insecta, Diptera, Drosophilidae. The record is from RefSeq and is a predicted model, not a curated record. The coding region runs from base 92 to 988 and encodes 298 amino acids.